AUGUUUGAAAUAAAGGAGUGCCUGGCAGUACAGGUUUAUUCAGGAGAUAACAUAGGCAGCGCAAUAGCAAGCUGCAAUGAGGACAGGUGGUCGUGGUUCGUCUGCAAGUUGGCCUGCAUUCCAGAUCAGUUCCGAUGCGAUGGAUUCUGGCACUGCCCAGAUGGCUCAGACGAAAACAAAUGCCCUUGUCAUCAUAUUUCUGCACUCAAUGUAGGCUUUUUUCCACCAGCUAUCAUAGACAUUGACUCGGAAGGUGUGCUGAGAGGAGUGAAGCCACUGAUUACGACAAGCGAACCUCUGUGUCCUGAAACCCACUUCCAGUGUCCAGGAGUUGACAUUUACUGUCUGCCCGUCUAUGUUCGCUGUAAUGGUGUCUUUGACUGUCCUGGUAAACAGGACGAGACGGCGUGUGACACCUACACCUGUCCCGGCUACUACCGCUGCCGCUCGUCACACGUCUGCCUGCACCCUGAUCACGUGUGUGACGGUUGGUCACAGUGUCCUGAGGGAGACGACGAGCUUCUGUGUGGCUUUUCUUGUCCUGACACGUGUGUGUGUCACGGACUGGCCUUCACCUGCACGGCAAGGUUUGCAGCAUCCAGUUACCUGGAACUGAGGUAUCUUGACGCAAGUGGCUCGGGGAUGACCCCCAGAGAUGUUGUCAAUAACACCAUGAUUGUUUAUCUCAGCUUUAAUAAUUGUAGCAUUAGUGUUCUCGGCGAAAUGUACUUUGUUAAUCUUCAAAUACUUGAACUUCGUGACAACUAUAUUACCUCAUUCAGUUCUAGUAUAUUCGAAAAACUACAUAAUCUGAGAUCCUUACGUCUUGCAGGACGUAAAAUAUCACAUCUAAGCAAUCGAGAAAAAGGCUUGCGGGCAUUGCGAGAACAGAUUCCACAUGAAGAGAAACAGCAGCGAGCCAAAGAUGAGAUCUGA
Molecule: messenger RNA, 936 nt
Organism: Pomacea canaliculata
Lineage: Eukaryota; Metazoa; Mollusca; Gastropoda; Architaenioglossa; Ampullariidae
Product: low-density lipoprotein receptor-related protein 2-like
Exons: 3
Coding region: 1-936 (311 amino acids)
Cellular component (GO): plasma membrane
Molecular function (GO): protein binding
Source: RefSeq, a predicted model, not a curated record